GAAUGGUUUGAUCCAGACUGUUGCAAUGCUUCGGUAGAGCGCAGAUACAUAUUGAAUACGUUACAGCAGAGCAGCUUCAUCUAUAGUGCUGAAAGCUUUCGCUACAAUGCGGACUGAUGUGUUCUUAACGCCCUAACAAGUUGGAGCACAGUAUCGUUAUCUCGAAAUGCAUGCUGCGACAAACAGUUUCUUCAUUUGCUUCCUCUCCAUACUCGUUCGUAUGUACCAAUGUAGGUAGAGCGGGGGCUGUAGACAACCGUGGAGCACCUUUACGUGGAGUAAUCUGAAAGUUAAUUGGAUCGUGGGCCUUGCGACGACACUUGUGUGUUUUGCAGACUCGGUUCCUGCAUUCUUUUUCGGUGGGCGAGGAAGUGAGAAGACAGAUUUGGCCAUAAAUUGCCGACAAUGAACGUGGAAUUACCUCCAGUUGCAACAUGGCUGCUGCUUAGAUGUUUAUUGGAAAAGUUCAGCCCUGAACACUGAGAAAGUUUUAAUUUAAUCCACGUCGCAAAAAAGAACUUUUCUGGGACAGUUCAGCUCUGGGCUGGAGAGGACUACACAGGGAAUCAGAGCGAGUGUAGCUCGCCGUCAUUCAGUUUGGUCCCUGCAUGACAGCAAACCAACACCGAGGGCUUUCCGCGAACACACUCGCUUUUAACAGCAUUUUCAACUUGGUCAAGGACUUGUAGUGUUUUACAGCAGAAAAUGCAUUUCUCCAUCCCCGAGACGGAGGUCCGCUCCGAUGAAAAUGGAUCGACGUAUGUGGCUUACAAUAUCCAUGUGAAUGGUGUCUUGCAUUGUCGAGUACGUUACAGCCAACUCCUGGGCCUCCAUGAACAGAUAAAAAAAGAAUAUGGAAAUAAUGUGGUGCCGGCUUUUCCACCAAAGAAGAUCUUCACACUCACACCGGCUGAAGUCGAUCAGAGGAGAGAACAGCUAGAGAAGUACAUGCAAGCUGUACGCCAGGACCCCAUUCUGGGAUCCAGUGAAAUGUUCAACAGCUUUUUGAGAAAAGCUCAACAGGAGACCCAGCAGAUUCCUACUGAGGAGGUCCAGCUAGAAAUCUACCUGUCCAAUGGCCAGAAGGUCAAAGUCAACAUCCUCACAUCUGACCAGACCGAAGAUGUUCUGGAGGCUGUGGCCUCAAAGCUUGACCUUCCUGAUGAGCUGGUGGGAUAUUUCAGCCUGUUCCUGGUUCAGGAGAGGGGGGAUGGGGGCUGCACGUACGUGAGAAAACUGCAAGAAUUUGAGCUGCCCUAUGUGUCCAUCACCAGCCUGCAUAGUCCUGACUACCGUAUUGUCCUCCGUAAAAGCUACUGGGACACAGCGUACGACAGUGAUGUCAUGGACGACAGCGUGGGACUCAACUUGUUAUAUGCUCAGACGGUGUCUGACAUAGAGCGGGGAUGGAUCCUCGUGAACAAAGAGCAGCAUAGACAGCUGAAAUCCCUGCAGGAGAAAGGCUCAAAGAAGGAGUUCAUCAGAUUGGCUCAGACACUGAAGUACUACGGCUAUAUCAAGUUUGAUCCCUGCAUCACAGAUUUUCCUGAGAAGGGCUGUCAUGUUAUAGUCGGUGCCGGCAACAACGAACUCAACUUUCACGUCAAAUUGCCCAGUGAUCAGAUGAAAGAGGGCAGCUUCAAAGUCACACGCAUGAGGUGCUGGCGGGUCACCUCAUCUCAGGUGCCUGUGGCGAACGGUACCGCAAACCCGAGCAGUUCCAGUAAAUGUGACGUCAAACUAGAGCUGGCCUUCGAGUACUUGAUGAGCAAAGACCGUCUGCAGUGGGUCACCAUCACCAGUCCACAGGCUAUCAUGAUGAGUAUCUGUCUGCAGUCUAUGGUAGAUGAGCUGAUGGUGAAGAAAUCUGGCGGAAACAUUAAAAAGCAGAUGCAGAAGAAGCGACUGAAUGGCACGUUCCAGCGGUCUGAUAGCCAGCAAGCUGUGAAGUCUCCUCCAUUACUGGAUUCCCCUGAUCCCAGCCGUGAACAAGUAGUCAAACUCUCUACCAAGCUGUCUUCUGUCUCCCUGAGAGGACUCAGUUCUUCCAACUCAGCCAGUGACAUCAGUGGCAAUGAUUUCCAUGGAAACUAUGCCUUUGAAGGUAUAGGGGACGAUGACCUGUGAUGGAGUCAUCCUCAAAGACUGGACUAAAGGAGGCAGAUUCAUUUAGCGGUUUCUCUGCGCUGAGUGUAGUUUAAUAGAUGCCCGGUUCUGCAGUAUCGUAAUCCCUUUCUAAAAGAAAAAAAAAUGAUAUCAAGAGUCUCAAAAAAUGGCCUAUGAAGUACAUAAUUUUGACUCAAGUCUCUCAUUACUUUUACAAGAGGUCUUAGAUUCAGUGCUUGUGCAAUUAAAGUAAAAAAAAAAUUGGGUAAUUUCAGAUUUGAGGCAUAAUUAGAGACAACGUCAGCGGUUAAAUUAAUACAGGGUUACAUAGGCACCUCAGGGCAAGUUACUACAUUCAAAAGCAGCUGUGAUGAAAGUUUCUUCAGAAGACGGGCUUUAUUGAAUCGUACUUCCUUACUAGAGACACAAAACUGUGCUUUUUCUCUCAUAUGUCAUCAUUUGGCAGGCACAAAAUUCCUGUUCUCUCAUUUUCCAUGCAUACCAGCAAACUGUUAAUGUGUUUCUUUUAAAAUCAGUUGAGAAUAUUAUUUAAUAGAGAUGUGCUUCGUAUCGUCCGGUGUGCCAAUGUUGCUCAACCUAUUGCGCGGUAGCGACGAUAUGACUUAUAGCGUGGCCUAUCUCCGCAGCUUCCUGUUUUCUUCACGAGAGGUAAACUGGACCUGACACCUACUGCAUAUUCAUUGCAUAUCCUAGAUGAAAGUACAAGAUCAGAAUUUAAAUCACCCUCUUUAUUGUGGCCUGCUUUCUCUCUGCCUUAUGCUGAUUCAGACGCCUUACAGUUUAACUUCUCACAUUUAAAUGUAGCGCCGGGCACAAGUUGGCUGAAAAGCUUCUCUCAUUCUGGCCUCAGCUGUGCCAUGAAAUCUUGCUUUGUUUUGAAGUGUUCGGCAGGCCCACUUGCACUAGCUGAACUCCAUGUCUUUUUUGCACAGUAUUAAGAAAGAUAGAUGGCUUGGGUAUUUAUUGAGAUGUUAACUUUGGGGAAAACAUCCUGGAACAUUCGCAAGAGGGUUGUUGGUCUAUUUUGUGUGUGUGCGCGUGUGUGCAUUUUGUCUGUGUUCUGUUAUUCGAACAAAUAUAUUAAAAAGGUUUCUCAUAAAUGCCAAAAUUAUAGUUCACUAAAGCAUUUUGCACAAAAAUCAUGGUAAUGUCACUUUUAUAAAUGUACAUGCAAUUAAAAAGUAUUCUGAAUAUUCACUAAUAUCUGUAUUAUCUUAGUAUAUUACAAACUAGUACAGUUGAUCAAAUAUAAUCCAGGCUGUGUAAAAAAAAAAAAAGAUUAGAAACUAACAUUUAUCAGUGUUUACAAAAUUGUAGGAAAUUGUUGGAAAAGAAGUGUUUACAAAUUUCACACCUAAAUUUCUGUGAUUGUCUUAGUACACUUUAUAUAUUUUGAAGAAUAUCAUUCUUUUGUUUUUCUUUUUAUUAUAUACAUAUAAUCCAUUUUGUAUUUUACUAAAUACAUUGUGGCAAUCAUCUCAGAGGACUGUGAUCACAUGGUGCUUGGGAAAUGGCUGUAUUUCAAAUUUAUGCUGGGGGUUUGACUGCAAUGAAUGAAAUUCCCAUAUUCAUACCAGAUAUAAAUAUAUGAUUCCUCCCACGCGCAGGAUGCAUUUAAUGCGAAGGUUGUUCUCAUGUCUGUGUGCUGUAUGGCUGAUUAUUUGAGCAGAUGACUGUAAUUUGUGAUUGCCAUGUUGAGUAUGUUCACCAGCAUCAUCAUCAUCAUCUAGGCUGAAAAGGGUAAACCAUCUGUACUCUUCAACCCUGUACAUCUCUCAUAAAUCAGUAUGAUUUACUUUUCAAAUUCUCAUUUCAUUUUAAAAACAAGAAUGGAAGUUAGAGCCUUCUGCGUUUCAAUAAAUUUAGGUGCCAAACAAUG
Molecule: messenger RNA, 4006 nt
Organism: Labeo rohita (rohu)
Lineage: Eukaryota; Metazoa; Chordata; Actinopteri; Cypriniformes; Cyprinidae
Gene: snx17
Product: sorting nexin 17
Exons: 15
Coding region: 706-2127 (473 amino acids)
Biological process (GO): signal transduction; intracellular protein transport
Cellular component (GO): early endosome
Molecular function (GO): phosphatidylinositol binding
Source: RefSeq, a predicted model, not a curated record